Caenorhabditis bovis is the source of this 2247-nucleotide messenger RNA. Lineage: Eukaryota; Metazoa; Nematoda; Chromadorea; Rhabditida; Rhabditidae. The record is from the annotation of a GenBank genome assembly.
AUGAAUUGCCAAAUUGCUGAAGCGAUUGUUACUUUCCGGGAUGGACGAACGCAUCAGCUAGACAAUGUUUUCGUUCGUGGAAACAAGAUUCGUUUUAUGAUUUUGCCGGACAUGCUCAAAAACGCCCCAAUGUUCAAAAAUAUCGGACGUGCUCAAAAGGGAGCCAUUGGUAUGGGUCUCGGAGGUGUCGAGGUGCGCGGGCGUGGUCGCGGAACGGCUUUCCGAAGGCCGACUGGUCGCGGCGGUCCGAUGGGAGCUCCUAGAGGUGUCGCAAAACCUGGAGGCGCGCCGCCAGCAUUCCGUGGAUUAAGCAUGAUCAAGCUUAUGCAGUCUUGGUAUGUAUUAUCUUGGAAAAAGGCAGUUUUCCAAUUUCAGGAUAGAUCUUUCCUAUUCUCCAGAGCUGAUCGAUGUAGCCUCAGGUAUUUGAAAGGAAUCGAAGAUGAUGGAAAAUUUCUUAGACUACUCCCGGCAAUCACUGAACGAUGCGCGGUGAGCCAGUACUUCAAGCUCGAGCCCGUCGCCGAUCGAAUCUUCAACUCGUAUCCGCUUUUCAAAUCCCAUCUUGUUCAAUGCACAACAUUUUUGUUUUUCGGAACGUCGGAAAAUCUCAAAGUCGAGCUUGAAAUUCUGAAUUCCACCGAAUUUCAACUGAUUGGCUGCGAUCAUUUGAUCGUUGACACCAAACCGAUAAUAGGACUUGGAAACUAUCGAAAAGUGGAAAAAUUGGAGUUUCGAGUGUUGCGCGAGAUUCUCAUCGAAUUCGAGUCAUCGUCGAAUCUUGUUUUUGAGCAUUUAAUUGUUGAGACGAUGACGGAUAUUGAAAUUUUCUUCGAAAAACUUGUUGAGCUUCGCGACGAGUUUCGCGUUUUUCCGUGCCAAAUCACAAUGAAGUUGCCGAAAUCGAAAAUUGGCGAAAUCGCGCGAUUUGCGAGACGCCUGUUGAAAACGGACCCCUAUACUAUAAUGCAUGUGAAGAAUGAGAAAGAUGGGUUCGCAGGUCUGUCCGCGUCGAGAAUGUCGCCGAAAAUUCAAGGAGGAGAUGUCGUUGAGAUGCAAGGAGAUGAGAUGACCAGAAUCAUCUGGGAUCUCAUCAAGGAGAAGCUCAUCUUGCCAUAUGUGGACUUGAACCUUCACUUCUUCGAUCUUGGAAUCGAGCAUCGCGACGCCACCAACGAUCAGGUGACGAUCGACGCCGCCAACGCCACCCUCAAGUACAACGUGGCUGUCAAGUGCGCCACAAUUACGCCGGAUGAGGCACGCGUCGAGGAGUUCAAACUCAAAAAGAUGUGGAAGUCGCCAAACGGCACCAUCCGCAACAUUCUCGGCGGCACCGUGUUCCGCGAGCCGAUCAUUGUGAAGAACGUGCCGAGACUCGUGAACACGUGGACGAAGCCGAUCAUUCUUGGUAGACACGCGCACGCCGAUCAAUACAAGGCGACGGAUUUCGUUGUGCCGAGCGCCGGCAAACUCGAGAUCAAAUUCGUCUCGGCUGACGGCGCCACCACCAUCCAGGAGACCGUCUACGACUUCAAGGGACCCGGAGUCUCGUUGUCGAUGUACAACACCGACGAGUCGAUUCGCGAUUUCGCGCAUGCGUCGUUCAAGUAUGCGCUUCAACGCAAAUAUCCGCUCUAUCUCUCCACGAAGAACACAAUUUUGAAGAAGUACGACGGACGAUUCAAGGACAUCUUCGCCGAGAUCUAUCCACAAUACGAGGCCGAGUUCAAGGCCGCCGGAAUAUGGUACGAGCAUCGUCUUAUCGACGACAUGGUCGCUCAGGCAAUGAAGAGCGAUGGUGGAUUCGUGUGGGCUUGCAAGAACUACGAUGGUGAUGUCCAGUCGGACUCUGUUGCUCAAGGCUACGGAUCCCUUGGACUCAUGACCUCGGUGUUGGUCUGCCCCGACGGAAAGACUGUUGAGGCUGAAGCCGCCCAUGGAACCGUCACCCGCCAUUACAGACAACACCAAAAGGGACAGGAGACAUCGACCAAUCCAAUUGCAUCGAUCUUCGCCUGGACUCGCGGUCUUGCUCACCGCGCCAAACUUGACAACAACGCGGCUCUCGCGAAAUUCGCUGAGAACCUCGAGGCGACCUGCAUCGAGACGAUGGAAGCCGGAUUCCUCACCAAGGAUCUCGCCAUUUGCAUCAAGGGACUCGCCAAUGUCACCCGCUCUGAUUACCUCAACACUUUCGAGUUUUUGGACAAGCUUGCCGAGAAUUUGGCGAAGAAGCAACAAUCGCAGUAG